UUGACAGCUGUCACUGUACGCCGAGGUCAAGGGGAGAGAAGCAUGGCUGCGUUGUUUAGAGGGUCGCGAAAUGUAUUGUUAAGGUGGAAUAAGCAUGUCGACCUUGCCUUCGUGUCAUCACGAUCAAUGGCCUCAAAAACACCAGUGGGGUUUAUUGGUCUGGGAAACAUGGGCAGUCCCAUGGCCAAAAACCUGUUAAAAAACGGUUAUCCUGUUAUUGCCACUGAUGUCUUCCCUGAGUCUUGCAAGGAGCUGCAGGACACUGGUGCCCAGGUAGUAGACUCUCCAGCAGAUGUGGCCGAGAAAGCAGACCGCAUCAUCACUAUGCUGCCCUCCAGUCCCAACGUCAUAGAAGUCUACAUGGGCCCAAAUGGCAUCCUCAAGAAGGUGAAGAAGGGAACGCUGCUGAUUGACUCCUCCACCAUCGACCCCGCCGUCUCAAAAGAGAUGGCAGUAGCUGCAGACAAGAUGGGGGCCGUGUUCAUGGAUGCUCCAGUGUCAGGAGGUGUGGGAGCUGCCAGCCUGGCCAAACUGACCUUCAUGGUAGGUGGAGUGGAGGAGGAAUACAACGCUGCGCAGGAGCUGCUCACCUGCAUGGGAGCCAAUGUUGUUUACUGUGGACAGGUUGGCAGUGGACAGGCAGCUAAGAUCUGCAACAACAUGCUCCUGGCCAUCGGGAUGAUUGGGACUGCAGAGACCAUGAACCUUGGCAUCAGACUGGGUUUGGACCCAAAGCUGCUGGCAAAGAUCCUCAACAUGUCCUCAGGUCGUUGCUGGUCCAGCGACACAUAUAAUCCAGUCCCCGGCGUCAUGGAGGGAGUCCCCUCUGCCAACAACUACCAGGGCGGCUUUGGAACCACACUAAUGGCCAAGGAUCUUGGUUUGGCUCAGAACACUGCCACCAACACUAAGACACCCAUCCCUCUGGGUUCCCUCGCCCACCAGAUCUACCGAGUCAUGUGCUCCCGCGGUUACGCUAACAAGGACUUCUCAUCUAUCUUCCAAUUCCUACGCGAGGAGGAAGGACAGUGAAUGGAGGGGGAUGUUAACACCACAACCACACACCCCAGUGCCCGUUAUCCCACUAUGCUCAGGAGAGACUAAGGCCUUGCCCUCAGGCACAGAUCUGCGAUCCAAUUAACAUACUGUAUGUCGACAAAUGUCUCCUCAUAGCAUUAGCGGAAUCAUAUUUCCAAUUCAUGGCUCUCCCUUUGCAAGGGGCGAAAUGCUAAAACUGACCUUAGAUCAGUAUCUAGAGACAAAGUUUAAGGCUGAGAGGCCAGAGUGGAAAAUGGAAGGUAGGAUGAGGCAGUGCAGGUACACGUGUAACAAUGCAAAUAAUGUGUUUUUUCAGGAUGAUUCAUGAGUAAUGACUGCAUAAUUGUUCAAAAUAUGUUUUUGUGGGGUUUGUGCUUUUUGCCUGUUACCUAAAUUACUCUGACCUGCCCGUGUUAAAAGAAAGAGGACAGAAAAGGCAAAAAAAAGUAUUCACACAGUGAUGGAAAUUUCACUCAAGAGAGUACAAGAGAUUGCAGAGUUUAGGGUACGAUUUUCUCUACUAGAAAACAAUCCCAUAUUCACAGCACUACAUGUUAGGUAACCAAAACUGGCCACCCUGUGGGCUCAUAGUUUACUCGUUUUGUUACGUUUCACUGUUUUUUGCAGGAAGUCGGUGUCAGUCAGUCACUUAUGUGUCACCUGAGUCAUCCUGCCAGCAUAUAUACUUUCAUUUGUUGAUUUCAUUGUUCAUCACCCAAUUUAUUUUUACAUUGUGAAUACACUAGUUACAGUAGUUUGAUCUCUUUGGUACAUUUAACAGCAUUUAACUUGACACUUACUGGUUCUGCUCGUUUAUUUACUGUGAGAUAUAUCUGGUUAUUUUUGCACUGUGUGCAUCGCAGUGCGAUGUGCCGGCUAUUUUGAUAUUGUUACAGAAUAUCUUUGAACUCACCUCUCUUCUCUACUGUCUACAUCUGCUUAUCGAGCCACUGGAGUAUUAUUUUGUGACCAACACUGUUAAAAUUUUAUACUGUUCUCUACAAAAUAUUGUUCUCUGUGUCAGUAAAGUCUAUCGUCACAUAGUCAGUCUCUCUCUCUCUCUCUCUCUCUCUUUCUCUCUUUCUCUCUCUUUCUCUCUCUCUCAGCUCGUAUGAAAUCAAUGUAAAAUGUGAGGAAGGGUUCCUCUCUGAUGUACAUAAUGUAUAUUUCAUACUGUUGUGUAGUAUUGAAGAGGAAUCUAUAUGCACGUCAUUUUUUUUUUUUUGUAAAAUUCAUUAACGGUGUCUACAGUUUGUCUUUGCUCUGUGAAACAGAUGUUCGGUCACAUUGUAACCUUCAAUAAAAGAUGUUUUGUGUA
This is a messenger RNA of Micropterus dolomieu (smallmouth bass), 2356 nucleotides long. It is a transcript of the gene hibadha, whose product is annotated as 3-hydroxyisobutyrate dehydrogenase a. The transcript has 8 exons. Gene Ontology annotation, molecular function: 3-hydroxyisobutyrate dehydrogenase activity; NAD binding; NADP binding. Gene Ontology annotation, biological process: L-valine catabolic process. NCBI's taxonomy places the organism in Eukaryota, Metazoa, Chordata, Actinopteri, Centrarchiformes, Centrarchidae. The coding region runs from base 43 to 1032 and encodes 329 amino acids. The record is from RefSeq and is a predicted model, not a curated record. Gene Ontology annotation, cellular component: mitochondrion.